Molecule: messenger RNA, 831 nt
Organism: Opisthorchis viverrini
Lineage: Eukaryota; Metazoa; Platyhelminthes; Trematoda; Opisthorchiida; Opisthorchiidae
Exons: 3
Coding region: 11-679 (222 amino acids)
Biological process (GO): cellular response to stress; response to oxidative stress; hydrogen peroxide catabolic process
Cellular component (GO): mitochondrion; cytosol
Molecular function (GO): thioredoxin peroxidase activity
Source: RefSeq, a predicted model, not a curated record
CAGCCCUACAAUGUUUCUUCGACAAUUCGCUCUGACCGCAGUUCGCUUCAGUCGACUCCAAAGGUCGUCCACCCUAUUGACUACGCGUGGUUAUACUGUACAGGUGCAGAAACCAGCACCCGAUUUCUCUGGUACCGCAGUUUUCAACGGAGAAUUCAAGGAGAUCAAACUGAAAGAUUUCCUUGGGAAAUAUUUAGUGCUGUUUUUCUACCCGCUUGACUUCACUUUCGUCUGUCCCACCGAGUUGAUAGCGUUCUCCGAUAAGAUGGAUGAAUUUUCCAAGAUCAAUACGGCUAUCGUUGGCGUGUCCACCGAUUCGCAUUUCAGUCAUUUAGCGUGGAUCAAUACUCCUCGCAAAGAAGGGGGUUUGGGUGGAUUACGCUAUCCUCUGCUGGCCGAUUACAAAAAGUCCAUUUCUCGUGAUUACGGAGUAUUGCAAGAGGGAAUGGGUGUAGCUCUUCGUGGACUGUUCAUCAUCAACCCUGAGGGAAUAGUUCGUCAGAUCACAAUUAAUGACCUUCCGGUUGGAAGGUCGGUCGAUGAAGUGCUUCGUCUGGUUAAGGCCUUCCAGUUUGUGGAUAAGCAUGGUGAAGUUUGUCCGGCCAACUGGGAACCAGACUCACCGACAAUCAAGCCAGAUAUCAAGGGAUCAAAGGAAUAUUUCAGCAAACAACACUAAAUCAAUGACAUUUUCCUAUUGCAGAUGAACCGGACCCUCACUUUUCGUAAUUUCGUCACACAGCAAUUGAUGGUCAUAUGUUUUCUGUACGUUCGCGCUUUGCCUAGUCUCAUUUCCAUCGCAUUGUUACUUCUAGAUGUGUGGGGAUUCAU